Leptonychotes weddellii (Weddell seal) is the source of this 4428-nucleotide messenger RNA. The record is from RefSeq and is a predicted model, not a curated record. NCBI's taxonomy places the organism in Eukaryota, Metazoa, Chordata, Mammalia, Carnivora, Phocidae.
AUGCUUAACUGACUGAGCCACCCAGGCGCCCCAAUUUUACCUUUUUAUAGAUGGGGGUGCAGGGGUGUUGGGGUGUGGAGGUUGGAUCAGAUCCAGGGCUUAGGCUCCCUGACCUGCCGGCACAGUGUCCUGGGCAUGCCAGUCAGUUCUGCGAGGGGCCUGCUCUGGGGUGAACAUGGAGGGUCAGCAGUGAGAGGAGCGGAGCUGCGGACACACGAGACAGGUCUUUCAUUCAUAUUUUAACAGAAACCGUGAAUAAAGGAUGAGGUCUCCUGGUCCGGAGGCUAAAUUUAGGCGUUGGCCUGGGCUCUGGUUUUCUCGCCCUUCCUGCUGCUGGCGUGUAGACACGCGUGCCUCUGGGGGACAGCUCCCCAGGCUACCGUGGGGCCCCACAGGGGAGCCUGUGCUGACUUGCUUCUCUGUCCCUCGCAGGGUGAGCAGCAGGCCCCGGCCCGCCGAGUUGAGCCGCAUGAGCGCUGCGCAGAGGCUCGAGCUCCUGGAGGAAGAAAGGGCUCGGUUUCGGGAGCUGCUGGCCAGUCCAGCCUACAGGGCCAGCCCCUUGCUGGCCAUCGGGCAGCAGCUGGCCCAGCAGAUGCAGCUGGACGGCGGCAGCCAGCUCUGACCUCUGAUGCAGCCUGGAGACGUGCCGUGAGCUCAAGGAUCCACCGCUUGCUGUCCUUGCCCUGAGCCUGGCAGGAGAGCCCACCGUGAGGCGUUGGGAUGGGGGCAGUUCCUCUGUGCCCCCGCGGCCCCCUGGGCUUCCUUCCAGACUGCUCUUGGGUUUCUCUAGGCGGGCCACCACGCAGCAGGCUCUGGGGAUGCCCAGCUCCUCUGCAACCCCAAGACGCGGUCAUGGUGGGUUCUGUGGGCGCUUGCUGCCCUCCCGGUUCCCAGGGCUCCUGUCUGCCCUUCUUGGGUUGUGGUCCCUGUGCUCCUCCCCAACCCGCUCCCCACCGUGUGUCCCUUUGGCUCUGAGCCCAGGUUGCUCCCCACCUGCCCUUGUGAUUGAGGUGAGCCGGGCUGCCGUGCUCUAGCAGUCCGGAGACUGGGAGCAGGCCUGGUCCCGCCCUGGAGUGAAACAGCUGACCCGGGAGCAGGAUGGUGUCUACUGUUAGAAACCUGGGGCUUGGGGGCCAGACUGCAGGAAUAGACUUCAACCCUAAGGGCCUGGGCUUGCCUGGGGAGUGGGAGUUGGGAGUGUGUGUUGUGUGGGGACUCACCGCCCAUGUCCUGCGGGGUCAGUGGUGGUGGAUGUGUGGCCUGGAGGCCUGGGCACCCACGGCAGCAGCUCUGGACCCAGUGAGCGCCCCGUCACUCUUGGGGCCGGGGCCAGGAUACCCAGCACCCCUUCACAGGCUGUGGUGUGGGGGUGGGUACCAGUGUGUCCAGGCGCCAGGCACUCUAGGCUUUGUGGCUGAGCCGGCGUGAGCUCUAGGUAUGUCCCUGACCUCUGGUGCCCUGGCUGGUGUGCUCGCGACUCAUGGACACCUGGGCAGCGUCUACCAAGGCUAUCCGGGCGUGGGUGGCUGAAGGGAUCCGAGCCCAUGCCCCGCCCCCAUUGGGCAUCCUGGGCCCCUUCUCUGCACAAGAGCACACGGUGUGGCCUUCUCCCAGGAAUGGGACACAGAAAGGACAGAUGGGACCACCGAGGCUGCAGGUGGGAGCCUGAGUCCCCUGGGCCGGAGGUCAGCACGGCCGUCUCGCCAGGACUGCCAGCCCGUAAGUGACGGUGCACUCUUGUCCUCAGCACAGAAACCAGUUCUCGAUAAGGGAGAUGAGUUGUUUACAAAGUGGUAUUUGUGACAAACUCAUUUUUGCAAUAAAUAAGUGCUGGGAGAAACUGGGGUACAGGCUGCCCGGAAGGUGAUGCAGGGCCCUUGAUGUUCCUUCGUCAUGUUUUUCCGAAUGAGUUUGGUGACAGUGAGUACAAGGCUGGUGCAUGUCAUCUGGAGGGAAAACGUACUUCCCGGCCUCCAGCGACUCCAGUGUGACCCCGGCCGGCCAGCUGGGCUCCCCUUGUGUCCCGGCUGCCCGGGAGCACGUGUGCUGUGGGAGAGGGAGGGGCUCCACAGGGGAGGGGCAGGCUGCUCUUGAGGCCUCAGAUCUCACCCCAGGAGGGUCACCAGAGAAGCCUCAGACGUGUGGGGACCUCCGCCCCAGAGCAGAGUGCCGGGCCCCAGUGACAGCUUACAGGAGAGGCCGUCCCCUGGGUGUCCCCUGGCUGCGGCCGGACGCCUGCCGCUGAGCGGGCGUGUGUGUGGUUUCUGAUGUGUGUACCAUGGGCGUGGCUGCCUUGGUGGCAGGUGUACGUGGUGAAGUGGAACAGUUCCUGGUGUUGGUGCCUCUUAAACCCUGUGCACUCCUGCUGUGCAGGGGUGCGUGGGUCUGUGUCUCUGGCACCUGCCUGCAGGGUCACCUCUGAAGGUCCCCUGCCCCAGCCGGAAAUCUUCAAGACCCCUUUUUAAAAGUACUCCAGCAACCCACGUGGAUCCUCCUUCCCCAUGAAACACCUCUCUCCUCCUCUUCCCUACUGGAGCCCCUGGUUGGUACGAAUGCUGUCGCAUUCUUUUGGUGGACGUGUGCAUCGGUUAUCAGCUGCCGUGGUACCUGUGUGACAGACAUCCCCCAAACGUGCAGCCAUGUGUUCUCCCCACAAGUCUGGGCCAGGCCGGACUCUUGCCUGAGGCACCCGCUGAAUUUGUUUCUUGGGUAACAGAUCAGCAGACGGGGUGACUUCAAACACUGGGAAUGCAUUCUGUCAUGGAGUCUGGUCAUGCUGGCAGGCCCACGCCGUCUCCGGAGGCCUCCAGACAGGGGCAGACAGGGGCAGUCCUGUUUGCCAGCCCCUCUCGUGUCCCCUGGCUGGUGGCUGCAUCACUCCUGUCCCUCCCCCUGCCUCCUAUGAGUCAUUGGGUCAGGGCCCGCUCUCCUGCAGGACGACCUCCCCUUAAUUAAUUCCAUUGCAAAGAUCCUAUUUCCAGGUACAGUUGCAUUCUGAGGUUCCACAUAGAUGUGCAUCUUGGGCGAUGCCCUGGGUCUGGGGGGCGGUCGGGGCAGCGGGAUCCUUGGAAGCCCCCAGGUGAACCGAAGAUGCACAUCCAGAGUCGGCUACCACUCGCCAAGUGGGGCGGGGAGGAGGUGAACUCGCCUACAGGGCAAAGCGCUGGGUGUUGGGAGGCUUCAUGGGGUGGGACGUUGACACGGGCGAAGGACUGGAAGGCAUGGGGCAGUCGUGGACAGCAGAGCACUGCACUGGGGCUUUGGGUGGUGGGCUGGGGUCCCCUCGUGGUGACGAGGGCCUCCUGGUGCCCCACCCCUUCCUGCGCUCCCCCAGACGGCACCCCAGCCCUUCUUUCUGGCACGUCUGCCCUUGUCCUGCCCGGUGUUAACAUGUUCUCCAGGCUGGCUUGCUUCCCCUAGGACGGAAACGAUUGAGGGCAGGGUGUGCUUUGUGCUGUUGGGGGGUCAGCAGCCCCACGUGGCAGUGAAUGAAUGAAUGAACCAGAGGCAGGAAACAGUGGGCUGCGUGGGCCCAGGUGACCAAGCCCAGGGCCCAGGUGGGGUGGCCUCGUGUCUGCACGCGGUGUCCAGUGGGGAGAGGGUUCCUGGGGGUGCGGACUCAGGCGCCUGGAGGGGAGGAAGGAGUCGGUAUGAACUCACAGCCCUCGGGGUCCAUUCUGGUUCUGGGUGCGCCUGCAGGCCGUAGGUGUUCGAGGCCGGCUGGCAGGGCUGGCCCAUGUUUGGGUUAUUCUCUCAGGUGUCUGGGUCGUUGGGCUGAUGAUGGCUGCACCCUGUCUGUAUGGAGCUUUGUCGACAGGGGCCUGGCUCUGGUGCCAGGCGGAUGGUGACGCGUGAGCCUCAUGCAGCCCCACAGCCUCAGCGUGCCGGCCUUCACGCGGACUCGGGCUCCCUUGCUGCUUCAGAGCCUUUGUCCUGGGCAGAGACGGGCAUCAGUGCCGGGCAGCCUCAGCUGGGUGGUGAGUCAGGCACAGGCAGCCGUGCCUGUCGGUCCCGUGUUGCUUGGAAGUCCGGUGUCGUCCAGACUGCUCCUGGAAUGCUCUUCGGGCGGCGGUCACACCAGUCCGUGACCGCUGCUUGGGCUGAGAUGCUGGAGCCCAGCCCCCGCCUGGCCCCGGUGGGUCCUUGGCCACCACCCCAUGACCCGGGCUCCAGGGUGCUAUCACUGCGUGUCUCCAGGAUAUCGGGAGAGCCAGCCGGCUCCUGGAGAUAGCAAGACGCCAGCCUUCCGGGCCUUUCUCUGAUGUCCUGUUCCCGGGCCAGCUGGUCCCCUGCUUCUGGACCUGAGACCCUCGGCCUGCGUGGAUGACUUCCUCUAUUUUGAGGUCAAACAGACUCAAUAAAUUGCAUUUUCUUCUAAAGGUGUUAAAAUAACACGGGUUACAGUGGUAAUUACAGACGUGUUCCUGA